Asparagus officinalis (garden asparagus) is the source of this 1726-nucleotide messenger RNA. RefSeq names its product basic leucine zipper and W2 domain-containing protein 2-like. The transcript has 8 exons. Gene Ontology annotation, cellular component: membrane; cytoplasm. Gene Ontology annotation, molecular function: protein binding. The coding region runs from base 118 to 1353 and encodes 411 amino acids. NCBI's taxonomy places the organism in Eukaryota, Viridiplantae, Streptophyta, Magnoliopsida, Asparagales, Asparagaceae. The record is from RefSeq and is a predicted model, not a curated record.
AAAGGGCAAAGCGACCCCCUUAGUUAUCCUCUUUCUUCCUCCUCUCUCAAUUUCUCAAGCCCUAAAAAGAAAGGCCUCGCCCUCGUCUCGCCGCCUCGAUCCCUCUCGGUCUUGUUUAUGAGCUCGAAGGAGAAGCCCACUCUUGGUGGCACGCGGAUCAAGACCCGCAAACGGAAUAUAGCAGCUCCUUUGGACCCUUCAGCUUUUGCUGAUGCAGUGGUCCAAAUAUACCUGGAUAAUGCUGGUGAUUUGGAGCUUGUAGCUAAAAGCCUUGAAUCUUCAGAUCUGAACUUCUCGCGCUACGGUGACACCUUUUUCGAGGUUGUCUUCACUGGAGGCCGUACUCAACCAGGUACAACAAAGCCUGAUGAGGGGGAAAGGCACCCCUAUUCUGUUAUAGACUGUGAACCCAAGCGUGAAGCAAUUUUGCCAUCCGUUCUGUAUAUACAGAAAAUCCUGCGUCGGAGGCCAUUCUUAAUUAAGAACCUCGAAAAUGUUAUGCGUAAAUUCUUGCAGUCCUUGGAGCUCUUUGAGGAGAAUGAGAGAAAGAAGCUUGCUAUUUUCACAGCGCUUGCAUUCUCCCAGAAGCUAUCUGGGCUUCCACCAGAGACGGUCAUGCAGCCACUGCUCAAGGAUAAUCUUGUUGCCAAGGGGCUAGUCCUUACAUUUGUCACUGAUUUUUUCAGGGAAUAUUUGAUUGAUAACAGUUUAGAUGAUCUUAUAUCUCUUCUUAAGCGAGGGAAAAUGGAGGAUAAUCUCCUUGACUUCUUCCCGAGUGCAAAACGUUCUGCUGAAGGUUUCUCUGAGCAUUUCACCAAGGAGGGGCUGGUGGCUCUUGUUGAGUAUAACGAGAAGAAAAUGUUUGAGUCCAAGCUGAAGGAGAUGAAAUCAGCAUUGACAACCCAGAUUGCCGAAGAGACUGAUAUAACUGAAGUCAUAGAGACUGUUAAGCAACGGGUGAAAGAUACUAAAAUUCCUGAUAUUGAGGUAGUACGCAUUCUAUGGGAUGUGCUAAUGGAUGCAGUUCAAUGGUCUGGAAAGAAUCAGCAGCAGAAUGCAAAUUCUGCACUUCGCCAGGUGAAAACAUGGGCUGAACUUUUGAAUGCAUUUUGUACGAGUGGAAAACUUGAACUUGAGCUUAUGUACAAAGUCCAGAUCCAGUGCUAUGAGGAUGCAAAACUGAUGAAGUUAUUCCCAGAGAUUAUUAGGUCUUUGUAUGAUCAAGAUGUGCUUGCUGAGGAUACUAUUCUUCUUUGGUUCCGUAAAGGUGCAAAUCCCAAGGGCAGGCAAACUUUUGUGAAGGCGCUUGAGCCGUUUGUUAACUGGCUUGAGGAAGCCGAAGAGGAAGAAUAAAAAUAGAGGGAUGCAUCUGAUAUCAAGCUUGAAAAGACCUAUCAUCAUCUAUAUUGCUAUGCCUUGCUUGUGUGAUUCCUGUAGCAAGUAAAACAGAACUUUGUAGGCACCAAUAAAUUUCUUCACUGUAUUGUUUCUUUUUUGCCACACGCAUCAUGCUUAUGGAGCAUGACCGAUGCAUGGGGCUGGUUCUGGCGCAUCAUCACCAUUAGUAAAUCCCAGCUCGACGCCCACUUGAAUCUAUUACUGUGUGUGACAGUUUGUAGUUACUUUUAUGAAGUUAAAAGAAUGUGCUUUGCAGAAUGCUUUAUAUUGGUAGUUUUUCUUCGUUUCUUCUUCUGGUAUUGCAAUGUAGGGACGGGGUUCUUUUUUC